CACAUUUUCGGUCCCUGGUUUAAGGUCUAAAAAGUCAGUCUAGUUUCGGAAUUCAAAAAGGUUUUUCGGCCCGACUCCUGGAAGUUGAAUUGUGGACUGUUGGAAACGAAGGUGACCCCCUGUUGAAAUGGCUGGACUUACGGCUUUGGGCAUGGCGGUGGUGAUCCACUCGGUGCUGGGCAUCUCGUACUACUACUACUUCCGCAAAUCACCCGAAUGCAGUGCGCCCCUCUUGGGCGCCUGGCUAUUUUCGGCCUGCGUGCUGGCCCUGCUGCAGGCGGUGAGGAUCCUUCCCAGUGCCCAGGCUCAAAACCAGUCCCAUUUGAGGGGCAGACGCGAACAUCGGUCAACGACCUCCUGGGCCGCGCUCUGCCUGGAAACGGGCGUGUGCUGCCUGGUGCUCGAUGUGACCCUGACCAAGCUGUGGCAUCGCAUAGAGUCUCUGUGCCAGUGCGCCAUUGUGGGCGUCCUCCAGGCUCUGGCCGUCGAGGAGGAGCAGACCUUCGUGGCCUGCGAGUACUGGACACUGGGCCUCACCACCGGCCUCAUUGGCGCCGGUCUCCUGUGGCUGACACUCUGGGCCACCGCAUUGCCACAGAAGCUUAAGUGCGGCCUGCUCGACUGGCGACGCUCUCUCAAUCGGCACUGUUCCUCGCUGGUCUUUGGUCCACUCCAGCCAGGCUCUACUGUACCCGCGCAAAGACACGAAAGCAUCCAGAGCUUCGCCACCUGAAUCGGAAGUGACCAUUCAUCCAACUCCCAGCAAGCAAAUAUCACUUUGAACUCGAGUCAAUAGCUAAAUUAAUGGG
Drosophila elegans is the source of this 809-nucleotide messenger RNA. RefSeq lists its product as uncharacterized. Lineage: Eukaryota; Metazoa; Arthropoda; Insecta; Diptera; Drosophilidae. The transcript has a single exon. The record is from RefSeq and is a predicted model, not a curated record. The coding region runs from base 128 to 733 and encodes 201 amino acids.